This is a messenger RNA of Mangifera indica (mango), 5153 nucleotides long. RefSeq lists its product as uncharacterized. Bases 73 to 5025 code for a protein of 1650 amino acids. NCBI's taxonomy places the organism in Eukaryota, Viridiplantae, Streptophyta, Magnoliopsida, Sapindales, Anacardiaceae. The record is from RefSeq and is a predicted model, not a curated record. The transcript is spliced from 22 exons. Gene Ontology annotation, molecular function: enzyme inhibitor activity; helicase activity.
UAAGCUAGUUGCCUCUCAUUAGUAAAGCCACUUCAUUUGACUGUGUAAUUCUCAGAAGAAGGAUCAGUGGAUAUGAUGAUGGAAGGUGAAGGUAGUAGUAGCAGCAAGAAGAGAGGAGUUCAAAAUCAUGACGAUGGCUUCAUUAAUACUCUGUUUUCUUGGUCUCUUGAUGACAUUCGUAACAAAAAUCUUUUCAGUCAUAAGGUGGAAAAAAUUCCGGAAUCAUUUGAAUCUGUCACUCAGUAUUUGGGGUCAUUUGUUUAUCCUUUGUUGGAAGAAACACGAGCAGAACUGUUUUCACCUAUGGAGAUCAUUUCAAGAGCACCUUAUGCUAAGGUGGAUGUUUUUAGGCCUCUUGGAUCUGAGUUAUUUGAUGUUAAGAUUGAUUACUGGAGGAACAGGUUCAGUAACAAUGGUAAAGAGCCUUAUAAAACUUUGCCGGGGGAUAUUUUAAUUUUAGCAGAUGCGAAACCUGAAACUAUUUCCGACUUGGAGAGGGUUGGUAGAAUGUGGUCUUUUCUAUCAGUCAUGACAAUCGCUGAGGAUGAUAAUGAUAGCACUUCUACUUACUUUAAAGUGAAGGCUUCAAAAAGCAUCCAGCAGUUUGAAAGGGAGAAAUCACUGUUUGUGAUUUUCUUGGCAAAUAUUACUACUAACAGAAGAAUAUGGAAAUCCUUGAACAUGUCCCGAAAUUUGAAGAUUAUCAAAAAAGUUUUACGCGGGAAUUCCGUGUCGGAGGAAAGUUGCCAAGUCUGUUCUGAACUGAAUGGAGGGAUCUUAUAUGAGAAAUUUGGUAGUGGCUUAUCAUCAACAUUGAAUGCUUCGCAAUUGAAUGCAGUUCUUGCCUGUCUUGAUGGAGUGCGUUGUGAUCACAAGUCCUCUGUGCAACUUAUAUGGGGUCCCCCUGGAACAGGGAAAACUAAAGCUGUUAGUAUGCUUCUCUUUACUCUGUUGAAAACAAAAUGCAGAACCCUUACUUGUGCCCCGACGAAUGUUGCAAUUACAGAAGUUGCUUCUCGUGUUCUGAAGCUGCUGAAAGAAUCGAUUAAAACUGAUGACUAUGGAAGUGAGACUCUGAUGCUUCCUCUUGGAGAUAUUCUCUUGUUUGGGAGUAAGGAGAGACUCAAAGUUGGUCAAGAAAUAGAAGAAAUAUAUUUGGAUUAUCGCGUUAAAAAGCUUUCAGAGUGUUUUGGUACGCUGACUGGCUGGAGGCAUUGCUUCUCAUCCAUGAUGGAUUUACUUGAAGAUUGUGUUUCUCAGUAUCACAUUUUCUUGGAGAAUAAAUUGGUAAAGAAGAGAGAAAGUACUGACAAAAAUGAAGUCAAAGAGAAUUACAGGAAUAUGGAAAUGGAAGGUGACAAUGAGGAGUUUAAAUCAUUUCUUGAAUUUGUGAGAGAUAGAUUUAAACAUACUGCUACUCCUCUUAGGAAUUGUAUAUUUAUCUUCUGCACUCACAUACCAAAACGUUUCAUUUUGGAAAGUAAUUUUCAAAAUAUGAUAGAUCUUAUCAGUUUACUUGAUUCUUUCGAAACUUUGUUGUUUCAAAAAAAUGUAGUUUCUGACGAGCUGCAAGAGCUCUUUUCACAUUCAGUAGCUGAAGAGUUUUUUUCAUCACCUGGGCAUAGAAAUUACUUGUUGCAGAAAAGGAGAGGUGAAUGCCAUACAGUUUUAAAAAAUCUUCAGGAUUCCUUUAAUAAACUUAAGUUUCCAAGUGGUAUGAACAUAGAUUCAUUAAAAGCUUUCUGCUUUAAAACAGCUUCUGUAAUAUUUUGCACUGCUUCUAGUUCAUUUAAGCUGCAUUCAGUGGCCAUGGAACCACUGAACGUUCUGGUCAUUGAUGAAGCGGCACAACUAAAAGAAAGUGAGUCGACAAUACCCCUGCAACUGUUGGGCUUAAAUCAUACUAUUCUCAUUGGGGAUGAGUGCCAAUUGCCAGCAAUGGUUAAAAGCAAGGUUACUGACGAAGCUUCCUUCGGGAGAAGCUUAUUUGAGAGGCUGAGCUCAUUGGGUCGCUCUAAACACCUGCUCAAUACACAGUAUCGGAUGCACCCCUCAAUUAGCUGCUUCCCAAAUUCUUAUUUUUAUAACAACCGGAUUUGGGAUUCUCCUAAUGUUAAAAGAAGAAUCAACAAAAAUGUCUUUUUGCCAAGAUCUCCAAUAUUCCGUCCAUAUUCUUUCAUCAAUAUUCUUGAAGGGAGAGAAGAGUCCAUUGGCCGUAGCUGGAGAAAUAUGGUUGAGGUAGCUGUUGUGAUGAAAAUAUUGCAGAACCUGUACAAAGAUUGGAAUGACUCAAAACAGAAGCUGAGCAUUGGCAUAGUCUCACCUUACAGUGCUCAAGUACAAGCAAUUGAAAAAAAACUUGGAGGCAAGUAUGAUGACUCUGAUGACUUUACUGUAAAAGUGAAGUCGAUUGAUGGGUUUCAAGGUGGUGAGGAGGACAUUAUUAUAAUUUCCACUGUGAGAAGCAACGAAAGGGGAUCCAUUGGAUUCUUGUCCAAGCCACAGAGAAUCAAUGUUGCACUUACAAGGGCCAGGCACUGUUUAUGGAUUUUAGGGAAUGAAAGGACCUUAACUCAUGGUGAAUCUGUUUGGAAAAUCUUAAUCAAUGAUGCUAAGGACCGCUGUUGUUUCUUUAAUGCUGAUGAAGAUAAGGAUUUGGCCAAAGCUAUAUUAGAGCCCAAAAAAGAGCUUAAUGAAUUGAAUGAAUUGCUGAAUGCUGACAGUGUACUUUUCAACAAUCAAAAGUGGAAGCAGAACAGGAGUACUAAAGGCAAGGCAACGGAGGCAGGUUCAGAAGAGAAAUUGGAUAAGGACAGUAAGGAGGCAUUGCAAGUUCAUCUAGCCUCUGGUUCCCAGUGGCCAAAAAAUUCUGAGAAGAUUGAAAACAAGGGGAAGGGAAAGAAAAAGCCUAAGAGAAAGAACAAGCGAAAUGAAUUCUGGCGACAGAAAGAUGCAGAUGAUGAAAAGAGCAUUUUGUUGAAUGCCCCAGCAGUUGAGUUGGAUGUUCACUUGAAUAACCUAUUCUUGCAGCAGAAUAGGAGUACUAAAGGCAAGGCAACAGAGGCGGGUUCAGAAGAGAAAUUGGAUAAGGACAGGAAGGAGGCAUUGCAAGUUCAUCUAGCCCCUGGUUCCCAGUGGCCAGAAAAUUCUGAGAAGAUUGAAAACAAGGGGAAAGGAAUGAAAAAGCCUAAGAGAAAGAACAAGCGAAAUGAAUUCUGGCAACAGAAAGAUGCAGAUGAUGAAAAGAGCAUUUUGUUGAAUGCCCCAGCAGUUGAGCAGAAUAGGAGUACUAAAGGCAAGGCAACAGAGGCGGGAUCAGAAGAUAAAUUGGAUAAGGACAGUAAGGAGGCAUUGCAAGUUCAUCUAGCCUCUGGUUCUCAGUGGCCAGAAAAUUCUCAGAAGAUUGAAAACAAGGGGAAGGGAAAGAAAAAGCCUAAGAGAAAGAACAAGCGAAAUGAAUUCUGGCAACAGAAAGAUGCAGAUGAUGAAAAGAGCAUUUUGUUGAAUGCCCCAGCAGUUGAGCAGAAUAGGAGUACUAAAGGCAAGGCAACAAAGGCGGGAUCAGAAGAGAAAUUGGAUAAGGACAGUAAGGAGGCAUUGCAAGUUCAUCUAGCCUCUGGUUCCCAGCGGCCAGAAAAUUCUGAGAAGAUUGAAAACAAGGGGAAAGGAAUGAAAAAGCCUAAGAGAAAGAACAAGCGAAAUGAAUUCUGGCAACAGAAAGAUGCAGAUGAUGAAAAGAGCAUUUUGUUGAAUGCCCCAGCAGUUGAGCAGAAUAGGAGUACUAAAGGCAAGGCAACAGAGGCGGGAUCAGAAGAUAAAUUGGAUAAGGACAGUAAGGAGGCAUUGCAAGUUCAUCUAGCCUCUGGUUCCCAGUGGCCAGAAAAUUCUCAGAAGAUUGAAAACAAGGGGAAGGGAAAGAAAAAGCCUAAGAGAAAGAACAAGCGAAAUGAAUUCUGGCAACAGAAAGAUGCAGAUGAUGAAAAGAGCAUUUUGUUGAAUGCCCCAGCAGUUGAGCAGAAUAGGAGUACUAAAGGCAAGGCAACAAAGGCGGGAUCAGAAGAGAAAUUGGAUAAGGACAGUAAGGAGGCAUUGCAAGUUCAUCUAGCCUCUGGUUCCCAGCGGCCAGAAAAUUCUGAGAAGAUUGAAAACAAGGGGAAAGGAAUGAAAAAGCCUAAGAGAAAGAACAAGCGAAAUGAAUUCUGGCAACAGAAAGAUGCAGAUGAUGAAAAGAGCAUUUUGUUGAAUGCCCCAGCAGUUGAGCAGAAUAGGAGUACUAAAGGCAAGGCAACAGAGGCGGGAUCAGAAGAUAAAUUGGAUAAGGACAGUAAGGAGGCAUUGCAAGUUCAUCUAGCCUCUGGUUCCCAGUGGCCAGAAAAUUCUCAGAAGAUUGAAAACAAGGGGAAGGGAAAGAAAAAGCCUAAGAGAAAGAACAAGCGAAAUGAAUUCUGGCAACAGAAAGAUGCAGAUGAUGAAAAGAGCAUUUUGUUGAAUGCCCCAGCAGUUGAGCAGAAUAGGAGUACUAAAGGCAAGGCAACAAAGGCGGGAUCAGAAGAGAAAUUGGAUAAGGACAGUAAGGAGGUAUUGCAAGUUCAUCUAGCCUCUGGUUCCCAGCGGCCAGAAAAUUCUGAGAAGAUUGAAAACAAGGGGAAGGGAAAGAAAAGGCCUAAGAGAAAGAACAAGCGAAAUGCCGCUCUCGCAUUAGAUCCUAAAGCCUUGUCUACAACAAACGUGAAAUUGCUGGCUAAGAUAGCGCUAAACUUGGCUGUAUCUAAUUCCACAAGCAGCCUAAAAUACAUUGAUGCAAUGGCGAAGAAGGAAAAAUCUUCACCGAAACUGAAAUCGGCACACGAGUUCUGCAUUUCACAGUAUCAGUACACCGUGAAUUCAUUCAAAAGUGCUUUGAGCGACUUGGAUGUAGAUCCUAUGACUGCAAAUUAUGAUGCAAAAGUUGCUUCUGAUGGUGCAUCUUACUGUGCAGACAAACUGAAAUCUGAGGGAUUUCAAUCUAAAGACGGUUACCAAUAAGAUGCGCUGAAUUAAUUGGUAUAAAUAAUAUUCUAUGGCAUGGUUACAUUACAUACGGGAAAGUUUUCUUCUUUUUUUGGGAAUAAUUACUGAUGUUAUCUAUUUGAAUCAAAUGAUUUAAUUUUAUU